CAAAGUAUGAUAGAAGGAAAUGAACUCGGGCUCGAAUCUGAGUCCAGUUAAUAUUUAUGUAGGGGAGUAGCCGUUGCAGAUUCUGUUGCUGGCCGUGACACUGUGGUAUGAUGCGGAACGACGGCCUCUCAAGAGUUGGCACCUCGACGUCAUACAACUCGCCCAGCAGGGACAAUUCCACCAGAGACCUCGUCGUUUUACAAUCCCUAAUGGCGAACCGAAUUUGGCCUUGAGCAAUUCCGGCCAUACCGUCCGAGGCCUUAUGACCCGUUAACUGAACUUCUUUUCAUCCACCACCGCUUGCGCGGCGGGGUGGACUCUUCAGACAACGAAACGCCGGAACAGGAGCCACGAGCGAACCACAGAACGACUUAACGUCAUUCCCCAGCCAAAUAACGGACGAAAAAGUCUAUCGAGAUCGAACAUUUUACCGGCCAGCAGCGAAUGUCUGUGUUGCAAGUGUAGAUUGCACUUUCCCUCUUGCCUGCCCGUCGCAUCGUCUCGGACGGCGUUUGUAUGCAGUGAUCUUCAGAUGGAGGAGCUUGAUCCGCCCACAUUGCCACGCCUAUAAUGUUGCGUUCGAGCCCCGGGUCGUUGAUGCAGAAGACGUACGAUGAGUGUUAUCUGAUGUGUUCGACUGCCGUGUACUUUGAAGGACGGAAUAAUGAACAAGAAGCCCUACGGUCCUGGCGGGAAUCCCUGGAUACCAUAUAUCGCCACAAUGCCUCUAUAUCCUCGAGCUACGUCCCACAAAACGAAACCGAGCGCGCUCUGCAGAAGUCAAUCCAAGAGUUAGAGACGCAAUGCAAGGAGCGUAUAGAUUUGCUUGAAGCUCUUCGGGAAAGCCGUAGAACGGCACUGCUAGAAGAAGGAAAGGACAAGUCCGGAUUGUGUGGCGAGUCUAGCAUGGGAACAACCCAUGCUGAUACGGGACAAGGUAUCCCUUCCCCUGGGUGGAUUGGUGAUGGUACAGUUCCAUCGCUCGGUUAUCCGGAUCUACCACGACCGGCUUUACCUCCACGACCUCAAGCUCGAAACACUAAUCGGGUAGCAAAUGCGGUCACCCCCUCAAAGCUAUCGAGAUCCGCAAGUUCUGAGGAAAGAACAGUGCUGUUGCCGACUUUGAGGGGAUCUAAGGACAAGAAGUCACCCGAGAUGCGAGACAAAAAUUCCCGUCGGGUAUCUCGCCCAGCUGCAUCGCAAGCAGCAGACCUAGCUUGGAGCGCUUUACAUUCCCGACCAUCUGGCCCACAUAUGACGCACUCCACCCCCGUAAGUGAUUCCACCGCCAGAAAAUGGGUGGAUUCUAGUCUACGACCAGACGCACGCCCGAGGAAGUUAGGAAAUCCAGCGGUAAACUUGGCGUCAGGCGCGGCAGCGGCAGCUACACGUCGCCCCGCUGAACCGGAACCAUUACCUGAAGACUCAAAUACAUCUGCAAGAUCAUAUCGCAACCCAGAUACAACGGAUGCGCUAUCUGCAAAGGCUGCAACGAUAUCAAAACUUGGCGCACCCGCCUCUGCAUAUCCUAAAUACCGGAAAGAGUAUCCAGAAUCUGGAAAUACGCUGUCAUCAGGUCCUGUAACCCCCCAAGCCAAAGCGUCCUCCAAUUUGGCACGCAAAGGGCCAGAGAGUCAGCCAGGGAAGUCUCCUGGACAACCGCCAGCAGCCGAUGGGACACCGCUUUUUAAGCCUACAUCUUCGGGCCAAAAAAAUGAGAAGGCCCGCCGGCCUGGUGGUAAAGGGCAUAAUGACAAUUCUGCAAAGCAGAAUAUCAGCCACGAGCAGUCUCACUCUGCAACGAGUUCUCCCGUCCAGCCAAAGAAAGAUUCAUCACCGUUGCCACCAGAAACACCCCGAAACCAGGUGGAGUCUAGUGACGACGAGGAUCCGUUCGCAGAGGAGAUAAGAACUGAUAAAGACUUCUGUAACAUUAUGAAAAAUCUUCCGAAAGGAGUAGAUCGCAAUGCGGCAGGUCAAAUCUUAAAUGAAAUUGUCGUUCGGGGCGAUGAAGUUCAUUGGGACGAUAUCGCCGGUUUAGAAAUUGCAAAAAAAGCAUUGAAAGAAGCUGUCGUUUAUCCUUUUCUUCGCCCGGAUUUAUUUAUGGGCCUCCGUGAACCCGCAAGAGGAAUGCUGCUUUUUGGUCCACCUGGCACAGGAAAGACUAUGCUUGCAAGGGCAGUGGCCACCGAAUCAAAGUCGACAUUUUUCUCUAUAUCAGCAACGAGUUUAACGUCCAAGUGGCAUGGGGAAAGCGAGAAACUGGUUCGCGCUCUGUUCGCUCUAGCAAAAGCCAUGGCGCCGUCGAUAAUAUUCGUUGAUGAGAUUGAUUCGUUGCUCUCUUCUCGUUUAAGUGGCGACCAUGAUGCCACUCGACGAUCGAAAACCCAAUUCCUUGUUGAAUGGUCUGACCUUCAGCGUGCAGCCGCCGGGAGAGAGCAAUCAACCAAAGAGAAAGCUGAAGGUGAUGCAACAAGGGUUCUUGUGCUCGGUGCGACGAACGUGCCGUGGGACAUCGACGAUGCAGCCCGGCGGAGAUUUGUUCGGAGACAAUAUAUACCCCUACCUGAGGAUGAUGUGCGAAAGCUGCAACUUCAGAAGUUACUUAGCCAUCAGAAACAUGAGCUGUCGGAGGAGGAUAUUGAUGUUCUAGUCAAAGUUACUGACGGUAACUCUUACCCCUUUCCUCACAUUAACUUGAGUUACCAUUUGAAACUCGGUACUAACAGUAGUUAUAUUAACCCAGGGUUCUCUGGUUCUGAUAUCACAGCUUUGGCUAAAGAUGCUGCUAUGGGCCCUCUUCGCAACCUCGGCGAAGCUCUCCUUAGCACACCCAUGGAUGAGAUCUGCCCAAUUCGCUUUAAGGAUUUCGAGUCGUCUCUUUACUCUAUCAGGCCCAGCGUCAGUCGUGAACGCCUAAAGGAGUACGAAAGCUGGGCACGAGAUUAUGGGGAACGCGGCUCUUAGCUCCGCCAGUCGACAAUUCAUGUUGUUUAUUCUCUUUUCUUCCUGACUUCUUUUCCCUCCUUCGGGUCCGAGGGAAUCCCUGCAGUGAUGUGGAUACUGUGAGUAGGUUUAAGGGAAUUGUACUCUGGGAGUUAAAUGCAUCGGCAUCUGUGGUUCUAUUAUUGUCCUGAUUUUUCUAGUACGUUGGCUCAUGGGAUGGAGUUGGCUGCUCUCCUGUCAAACAUGUAUGGAUAUGAAAUGCUGGAUCAACUUGAAUCCACCGGUUGGUGGCUUUCAAUGAACACGUGCAUUGCAUUGGCACUGGUUUAUGAUCGAUAGCUCUGCUCUUUUCUUGCUAGCCUUCUUUCAGUUUUCAGUUUUUACAGAAUGUAGUUAUUUUAAUCUUCAUUGAUUAAUCAAUAGCAAUCACCGUGCCGAGUUAUAUGGUUUUCUGUAAUAGUCUAUGUCAAUGCACUUGCCUCUUGACUUUCGUG
Coccidioides immitis RS is the source of this 3440-nucleotide messenger RNA. RefSeq names its product vacuolar sorting protein 4b, variant. Gene Ontology annotation, molecular function: ATP binding; ATP hydrolysis activity. The record is from RefSeq and is a predicted model, not a curated record. Bases 571 to 2967 code for a protein of 798 amino acids. The transcript is spliced from 2 exons. NCBI's taxonomy places the organism in Eukaryota, Fungi, Ascomycota, Eurotiomycetes, Onygenales, Onygenaceae.